UACAGGCAUUAGUGUAUAUGUGUGUGCAGUCAUUUAUAGAUAAGAACAGUAAACAAUUUUUGAUCUUCGUCAAACAUUUUUUUUAUUUUUCGUACUGCAGUCAGCAAUAAGCGUUCUAUACGAUCAGUUCGAAUCACAAUAAAAGUAAUAAUUAUGGUCGGCACUCGUUCAUCGUUGUUUUAUCUACUCUGUUCGAUCCUGAUUCUUCCCCCCAGCGAUUCAAACGAGUUAACAGAUUUUGGACAUCAACUGCCGAAAAAUGACCACGAACUCGGAUCGGUUGUUAUGAAUAAUGUGGGUAAAGGCGAAGACGAAGAAGAAUAUCCGUUUCAAAAAGCAUACUAUUCGUAUAAAGUGCAAUCUAAUGAGUUGUUAAAAGAUGUACGCUUAGACCCGCCGAUCGACUACGUAACGCCAAAAGGAUACAGCUUGGUGUUGGAACCAAUUGUUCAUUUUUGUCAACGUGUGGACAAGAGUAUUAUCAAGAAAUUUUCUGCAUUCGGAUCAGAAGAGAAGGUGUACAUCAACGUCGAUGUCGAUUUGAGAGACCAAAUGACCAAUGACUCGACGAUUGUGUACAAACUUAAGGCGAUUAGAAAUGACGAUGACUUGACUACGAUAGGUGGUUCAACGACUGUACUCAUUAGAAUUGUUCAAUUUUUACCCAUGCCAGACACCGUUCUUGCGUUUGAAGAACCAAGUUAUUCCUUAAAGCUGUCUUAUGGCCAUAUAGGCAAAGUAUUUAAAUUUAAGACCAUACAAACCACACACAAAGCAAAAGAAAAAAAUUCGAAUAAUUUGGAUAGUUUGGAAUUUGAAAAACAACCGGAAAACGAUAAAUAUUUUUCAAAAAACGAAUACUCUUUCAAGGGAAAUUACACUUUGGAAUACGUACCUGAACAACUUCUAACGAAAUUGAGGAUUACUGAUGACGGUGAAUUGGAGGUCUUGGGAAAUAUCGACGAAGGGUACUACAGUUUCGACAUUGUAGCAGUCGACUAUGGUCCUAAUUCUACGACUGUUUUAAAAGACAGGUCAAAAGUGUACAUGUUUAUCGACAAUAUAGCGGCGUGUAAUUCGUACACGUCUAAAUUCAUCAGAGCAUUCAGUAAACACUAUAUAACCGAAGAGACUAAACUAAUAACUGCUGUUCCGGGCACCGAAUCGAGUGGUCAAUGUAGAUUUUCGAUAUCACAUCAAUAUCCAUUUGGUGUGGGAGCGGACUUCUUCACCAUCGAUAAGAAGACGGGUGCCGUUCACGUGAAAAGUCCCAUCGACCGGGAGGCAUACUCAUUUGAAGACAUGGAAGAACCGUCCGUGUUCCUGAAGCUAAAGAUCCACUGUCCUCCGUUGGAUGAUCCACCGGCCGCCCAGCCUCUGCACUUAUCCGACGUGGACCAAAUCGUCUACGACCCGACUACCACGUUGGUGCAAUUGGUCAUCGUGGAUACCAACGACAACGUGCCGACGUUCGCCGACAAGCAUAUAGUCGUCGGGUAUCCCGUGCAGGACGUGGCUAACAACAUUAUCCCCAAACAUCUCCUGCAGGUCAAGGCGACAGACAAGGACGCGGGAAAACACGGAAAAAUACAAUACUCGCUGAGAGGAAACGACGCUAAUGACUUUAUCAUUAACUCGGAAACCGGAACAAUAUACUGUGCGAGCCUGGUGGACGACAGCACUGUGAGCAAAUCGUUCGUGGUGGUGGCCAAGGACAACGAUGGCAAAUCCGACGGAAUGGAAUCCACGAUGGCCAUUACCGUGAAGUUCCUAACGUUCUCGGACAUCGUCCGGGUGAACGUCCACUUCAGCAUCACCGAAGACCACGCAGCCGUUGAAUCGCAGCUGUCCGAAAUAUCGGGCGUCAAAGUCAUGUCACUCACCAACGACGUUAUUAACACGUUCAUGGACGGACAAUGGCGCACCGACAGAAUGUUGACCGUGUACGGAGUGAACAACACGGACGGUUCGGUAGUGCCGGCGUCGGAAUUGGAAAGAAAUCUAGGACAGAACGACAAAAUUUUGGGUAUUACUCAAUUAUUCAAUAUGAGUGCCAAUAGUGAAACGAGCACCGUGAUGUCCUUAGUGUAUGCCGCCAUGUUUUUCCUGAUGCUUUCAAUGGUAGCUGUGGGUCUGUUAUAUUUUGGAUACGUCAAGAACGGACGUUACUUGUCGUGUAUUUCGAGUCCGUCUACGACGCCGCUGAAAGACGAUAUCGAAAACAUGAGUCAGAGUAACUGGAUUACUACUUUCAACAGAACCAACCUGACGUCCAAUAGAGUGCGAUUCCCGGGAAAUAUCAACUCCGAGGCGGUGCCAUGUAGAUCCAAAAUCGCGGACAACGCCACCGUGAUCGUGGAGAACAGCCUGUACGAGGCCAUACCGCCGAAAGCAACCUGCACCGCCGCCGUCCUGGCCGUGAAUAAUAAUUCGACUAAUUCGAUAAUUAAACUUGAUUCUAAGGUAUCCUUCGAAGACGACUUGAUAAAAUUAGAAAAAAUGGAUGAGGCGUUUUCGCCCACGGACGACAUGUCUUUUAACUAUUGAGUAUCGACUGCCCGCCAUGGUAAAAAAUCACUAUAGACGUUCGAUAUCGGUUCCGGUUUGACGUUACGUUUUUUUAUCCGGAUAGCACACUUCGCACACAUAUUUCUAUACACCUAUAAUACCUAUUACCUAUAAUAUAUAUAUACAAUACCUUCUGUUAAUAUGAUAAUUGUAUAUUAUGUUUAAAACACGUUUACGAGACCUUACAAUACUUUUAUAAUAUGUUUGCACAUGUUUUAGUCGUUCAAGAGUCACCUUGAUUAUUGAUUAGUCCUUGCCCAAUACAAUAUUUUAUAUUUAUAUUAUAUAAUCGGAAGCUCAUUCAAUUUUAUUAAGCUAUAAGCGUAUAAUAUCGAUGGCGUUAAAAACCGUUACACUUUUCUGCAAAUAGGAGUGGUAAUUUUUUUUUCGAUGAUAUUACUAUUAUAUGAACCUGUUAUUAAAUUCAACGAUUCGCCAAUUUCAAAAGCGCUUACCGAUCACCUUGUAACACAUAUUUUAUAAUACCGAUGAGGAAUUUAAUUAAGAUAAUAGCCCGGCGUAUACACAAACACUGGUAAUAUCAUUUAAUGUACAUGUAUGAGUGUGUGUGUUUCAGUGUUUGUGUGUGCAUGUGCAUAGAUCAAUUUUUAAUUAUGAUUAGUUGUGUAAUUUUGAAAUGUCGAUUUAUACCAUGAAAAAAAUCUGCUGCUCGUGGCUUGCUUUAGGGUCAAAACGUGCUCGGCUAUACUUGCAUUGUUGGCAGAAAUUAAUCUAUAUUAAAAUCCUAUUAUCAAAACGAUAAACUUGAGAACAAGCUAGUCAAAUCUAUUAAAUGUAUUGUACUGUUUUGUAUAAUCCAUUUAAGGAAUGUAUCAUUCAACUGAGACUCGAUGGCACAAUAUUUCGUGUUGUAAAACUAAACAUUAAAAUGUCUUAUUUUUUUCAAAACUGUAAGUAAACUAUUUUAUAAUAAAACUAUAUUGAUUUUGUGGAAGCUCAAUAAUAUUUUAUUCAUAUCGUCUACCAUUAACAUUUUCAAAUAUAAUCAUACUACAAAUGUUUUUUACUUUCAUAUUUUAUUUUAUACUUUAAUGUUGGUGCCAUAAUUAAUUUCAAAUAUAUAUUCUUAUGCAUAAAGCGUCAUACAUAAUAAUUAAUUUUAUAUCGAUCUCAAUUAUAUUAUGUGUUCACAAAAUGACUAUCAACAAAAUAUGUUAAAAGUUCCUUAAGUGUAACUUUAUUUUGAAAUGACGUGUAGUUAUUAUACCUAGUUAGUUGUUUUUUUUUUUAUUAUUUUAAAUAAGUCAGUAAGUCAAUUAUAUAAAAACCAUAGGCAUCAUUUUUGAUUGGAAAACUUUCAUUUUCAAUAAAUGUAUUCAAUUCGUAUACCUACUAACAAAAUGUCUUACACUGAAAAACACUUGAAAAACUAACAUUCACCAUUUAUGUGAGCACUAAUCAUUUUAAAGGGUAUUUCCUAUGUUAUUGUAGUUAUUAUUUUAUUUAAUGUUUAUACUUUAUAUAAUAUGCAGGAAUAUAAUUAAUAUUUUCUUAUACACAUCUAUCGAUAGUUAUAAUAUUUAUAUAAUAGAAUAGGUGUACAUUAUAUUUUUUAGUAUACAUUUAAGAUUUUAUUUUUAUACUUUAGUAAACAUAAUAUAAAUAAUUGUAAUAACAGCUGAAUGAGAACAAAUGUAAAAUAAUAUUUACCUAUUAUAAAUUGUGUAUGUAUAUAAAAAUGUUUAAAUAAACACGUAAAUCGUAAUACAGUUUAUAUCAUA
Molecule: messenger RNA, 4310 nt
Organism: Metopolophium dirhodum (rose-grain aphid)
Lineage: Eukaryota; Metazoa; Arthropoda; Insecta; Hemiptera; Aphididae
Biological process (GO): homophilic cell-cell adhesion
Cellular component (GO): plasma membrane
Molecular function (GO): calcium ion binding
Source: RefSeq, a predicted model, not a curated record